CUGCGUUUCAACUUUUCGGUCAUGGUCACGUCGAUGGGGAUGGAUUGAAGCCAAAGUUGUCCUGCAAUUCUUGUUGCACUGCUGUCCAUGCUCCCGGAAAACCCGGCCCGACACACGGUGCGAGCAUGCAUUCCAGUGUCGCUCGCCAUGAGCAUCACAUUGGAUGUGGCCGCUCGAGUCUUUGAGCGUUUUGGCGAGGUCCUUGAGCUCGAUCUGCAGAGCUGUCAGUUGGGCGAAGUCUAUGUGACCUUCAGUGACGCCGCCGCUGCCAAGGAGCUGGUGAAGCACGCCCAGGAGAUUGUGAAGGAACUGGCUUCAAGUUGUUCGACCUCGGAUCUCGCAAGGCGCCAAAGCCACGGGGACACACAACGGCCGUUUUUUGCGAGUCCUUCGAGGUCAGAGCUGAUGGCAGUUGAAGUGCUGGAUUAUAUCUCCCUGUUGGCACCGACUCCUGAUGAGUUGCCAGCUCCCUUCUCUGCCACCCAGGGCCUCCACAAGGAGUUCUUGGAGACGAUGCACUUCAGACCAGAACGAGUGGCAAAUGGAGAAGACCCAAGGACUUCGGUCGUUGUGAGUGGGCUGCCUCGAACAUGCAGCUCCGAGCAAUUCCUGCAAGCAAUGAAAACACAUCAGCUCAAUACCAAAUUGAGGCGCGCAGUGUGGUGCCUGAAACUGGGACUUGGAUCAUUUGUAAACAUGACUUACAAUAUGUGUAAAAAAUCUGUAUAUAUAUAA
Messenger RNA from Cladocopium goreaui, 735 nucleotides. The record is from the annotation of a GenBank genome assembly. Lineage: Eukaryota; Dinophyceae; Suessiales; Symbiodiniaceae.